ACGGAAUCGCUCUUACGCUGUAUGACUCCAGAGCGCGGAUGCUCCGUUCAGUCAGAACAACAGCUCUCUUGAGAGUCAUUUUGGAGCACAAUGUCGGGCCUGUACCACACUAUCAGUCAGAUCACCGGUGAGCUCAGCACCGAUGAAUGCAAGCGGAUCUCUUACCUGUGCGGCGCCCUGGAUCUGGACAAGUUCUCUACAGAUCCCAGAGGCAUGUUACAAUCUGUGCUGUGCCAGAUGAGGAUGGAUUACGUGUUUCUCAUGGAGCUCAUUCUGAAAAUAAAACGCUAUGAUCUGCUGAGAGAAGUGCUGAGCACCAACAAGAGCGCGGUUGAGGGGCUGCUAAAAAAUGGCCAUUCUGUAUCGGAAUACAGAGUGCUGAUGGCUGAUGUUAGUGAGGACAUGGACACCGAAAACCUGAAGUCAUUGACGUUCUUACUCCGAGGCACUUUACCAAAACACAAACUGGACAAUGUCCAGAGUUUUUUAGACGUCGUAGUGGAGUUGGAGAAACUCGACCAGCUCUCCAGUGAGAAGAUGGACUUGAUUGAACACUGCCUGAGGUCCAUCCAUAGGGCCGAUCUAGCUAAGAAGAUCAGUCACUACCAGCAGACGGUGCUAAUGACCAAACAAGGAUCUUCACCUCCAGACAGACUGAAGUUCUGCACAAUGCCACCGCCAAAUAGCUCAUUCAGUGUCUCAUCAGCUUCCUGUAAUGUCAGGCCAGUGUCCAAAUUAUGCGAUAAACCGACCACAGUGAAGAAGAAACUAC
Messenger RNA from Sinocyclocheilus grahami, 772 nucleotides. RefSeq names its product CASP8 and FADD-like apoptosis regulator b (gene cflarb). The transcript is spliced from 7 exons. Gene Ontology annotation, molecular function: protein binding. Lineage: Eukaryota; Metazoa; Chordata; Actinopteri; Cypriniformes; Cyprinidae. The record is from RefSeq and is a predicted model, not a curated record. The annotation marks the transcript as partial. Gene Ontology annotation, biological process: regulation of apoptotic process.